CUCUCCAGCCUCCUCAGUGAAUUCAGCUCAACAACUCAAUACCCCUCUGCUCUGUUCAGGUUUUUCCCUCUUUGCUUCGAGUCCGUUUUCCGUUUUUUACCCUGAUAAUCGAUUCCAUGGCUACCGCGCUGGCUACAACUGCGACCGCACAGCCGAACUUCUAUUUCGACGAGAAGUGGAAGCUGUCGAAGAAGGAAGGUUCGUCUCGGAGUCGAUCUUCAAAUUCACCGCUCAUGAAGAAUUCGUCGCAGCGGCGGUGUUCUUUCACCAGAAAAUGCGCGCGAUUGGUUAAAGAACAAAGAGCUCGAUUCUACAUCAUGCGCCGCUGCGUCGCCAUGCUCAUCUGCUGGCGCGACUACAGCGAUUCUUGAAUCAAGAAAAGAGGAAUCAGAAAGUUAGAUCUAAGAGAGUAAAAAGCCUUUCUCCUCUCUCUCUCUCUUUCUUUCGAGAAUCGAGAUGAUUUUGCCUUUAGGCCUUUUUUUUUUUGGUUCUUGGCAUCCGAACAGGGUGGUGAGUGAGAUUUUUACCUGUACAUAAAGCUUAAUUAGUUCUUUUUUAAGCGCUUGAAUAUUUUCCUACUGCUUGUUCGGCAGAAUGUAUCUUAGAAAUAGUGAGAUUAAUAUAAUAGAGAGAAUUCA
This is a messenger RNA of Rubroshorea leprosula, 638 nucleotides long. Lineage: Eukaryota; Viridiplantae; Streptophyta; Magnoliopsida; Malvales; Dipterocarpaceae. The record is from the annotation of a GenBank genome assembly.